This is a messenger RNA of Dicrocoelium dendriticum, 393 nucleotides long. The record is from the annotation of a GenBank genome assembly. Lineage: Eukaryota; Metazoa; Platyhelminthes; Trematoda; Plagiorchiida; Dicrocoeliidae.
AUGGCACCCAUAUUCGACACAAGAUUUAAGAGUGCCAAGAUAGCAUCUGACUCGCGGCUCCAGUCGGUAAACAGUAUGACGUUUCGUGAUCCUUCUUCAUCUACUGAUGCCCGUCUGUAUCGCACUGAACACUACAAAUUUGACUGGACUGUUGAUUUCACCGAAUCGGUACUCAGAGGCUCUGCAUCGCUGACCGUGACCAAGUUGCACCUGGAAGCUAGUGCGCCGCUAAUUCUUGACGUCAAUGGUCUCGAUAUCCAAACCGUCAAGGUUGGCAACACACUGGUUCACUGGAAGAUCCUGCCAAACCCAACUGCAGCUUUGGGCGCGCUAUCAAAGUCGACCACUCAAGUUGCUGGCUCUUGUGGCUUAGGCGUCGUUGCUGCUGGCUAA